Molecule: messenger RNA, 2374 nt
Organism: Drosophila busckii
Lineage: Eukaryota; Metazoa; Arthropoda; Insecta; Diptera; Drosophilidae
Exons: 11
Coding region: 119-2221 (700 amino acids)
Source: RefSeq, a predicted model, not a curated record
GCAUUGAACUUGGUCGGGAGUUCGAGUUUCGCGAAACGCGUAGCUACGUAGCCGCCAAAGUAGGAGACUCCUUGCACAACUUGCACAACACACACACAUACACAACUCACACAACAAUAUGCUGCUACAGCUAAGUUCACUUUUGCUGGUGGGCGUGGCACUGGGCGCCUCCAAUUAUCCUGCUGAAUUGCCCCGUUGCCAUCAUGGCGAUACCACCUGCAUCAUCAAUGUUUCCCAUAUGCUGGUGCGUCAAUAUGCGCGCACAGGCUUCGCACCGGCUGCAUUCCCACAAGUGGAACCGUUUCUGGUCAAGCGUUUUGACAUUUCUGACGGGCGCACCGGCUCGCUGAGUCUCAAGCUGAACUUCCGUGAUGUCAAUGUAGAAGGCUUGUCCAGCGUCAAGUUCGACAGAGCUGUAGGAUUCAAUGCCAAUCCAGCCACCAGCAAGUUUGAAAUGUACGGCUCAUUCCCCAAGAUUGCGCUGCGUGGCAAGUACAAUGCCGAUGGACGCAUAUUGAUCUUGCCCAUACGGGGCGAUGGUGAUGCUGAUAUUACUUUGCACAAUCCCAAGUUCUCGGUGAAGUUCAAGCCAGGCACACAGGUGCGCAACGGACGCACUUACCUUAGCGUGGAUAAGCUCAAGGUGCUCGUGGAGCCACAAAAAAUGAACAUUAAGCUGACCAAUCUGUUCAAUGGCGACCAAGCGCUGGGCACCAAUUUGAAUCAAUUCCUCAAUGAGAACUGGUCUGAAGUGUGGACUGAGCUGCAGCCAUCCGUGCAUGUGGCCAUUGCGGAGAUUAUGAAGAGCAUACUUUCAACGCUUUUCAAGCGCUUCGCCUACGAGGAUCUAUUCCUGGAGGAUUCUGAUGAUCCUAAGCCUUGUAAAUAUGGCGACUCCGAAUGCUUACUGAAGACAAUCAACUACUUUGUAAGCGAAAAGCAUAAAGAAGGCGAUCGGAGUAUCAAUUUAGUGAAAUUAGAUCCACUGCCAGUGGCUAAGAUGAACAUAAAUCAAGGAGCAGAUAGUCCUGUCAACAUUGAUCUUACCUUUACGAAUAAUAAUUUGUUAGGCAUUGGUGACAUUACGUUUAUUGGCGUCAAAGGCUUCGGCAAAAAUAUUGACAAGAAACAUGAGUUGAAAUUUAAAGUGCCAAGACUGUCACUGGUUGGACCCUAUGACAUCAAGGGCAAGGUGCUGAUUUUGCCGAUUAGUGGCUCAGGCAAGAGCAAUAUGACAAUGGUUAAUGCCGAAUUGACAUUUUCUUUUACUGGCAAAUCCGUUGAGAAGAAUGGCGAAAUGUAUAUGGAAGCAACCAAUGUGAACUUACUUACCAAACCGGAACGCUGUUAUUAUCAAUUUAGCAAUCUCUUCAAUGGUGAUAAGGCGUUGGGCGAUAAUAUGAACGCCUUUCUUAAUGACAACUGGGAGGCUAUAUUUAAGGAGUAUAUAAUCAUGUGCAUAAGAGUUGGGACUCUACUGAUCCUGCUUGGCGUUUUGUACGCGUCCUGCAAUGUGCGCGCUUUACAAUUCCCUACGGAUAUACAAAAAUGCAAAUUAUCGGAUGAAAAAUGCCUGAAGGAUUCCGUAAAUUAUGUGCUGCAUACAUAUGGAGCAACAGGUGUUAAGCCACUAGGCCUGGUGCCCUUGGAUCCGCUGCACAUUAAAAAGUUUGGCUUGGGCAAGAAGCCCAACAGCCCCGUCAGCAUUGACUUACAAUUUAAGGAUGCCCUUUUAAUUGGACUCAAGGACGCGAUGGUGAAGAAAGUCACUCACUUCACAAAAGAUUUGAAGAAUCCCGUUACAAUAGAUUUGAUAGCGCCUAAAUUAAUUCUCAAGGGACCUUAUAGCGUGGAAGGCAAGGUGCUUAUUCUACCAAUCGUGGGCAAUGGAAUGGCAGAGAUGAUUCUAGAACACUGCAAAAUUCAUGUUGUUGUGAAAAUGAAAGCCGGGACCAAUGCUGAAGGACAGACCAUGGCAGAGGUGCAGGAUGUCAUAAUGCAAGUUGAUCCUCAGAAGGUGCACUACUCGAUGGAGAACUUGUUUAAUGGUCAAAAGGAUCUCAGCGAUAAUUUGCAUGCUCUGAUUAACGAUAAUUGGAAGGAUAUUUUCAAUGAAUUGAAAGACGAUAUUGGGGGCGGCAUGGGCAAGAUCUUCAAGGCUCUACUUAACAGAGCCUUUAGCAAAUUACCGUUAGAGGAAGUUUUCACUGAUGCUAGUUAAAUUACGAAAAGUAUUUUACAUUUGCUUAGCCUUGGUAAGUAUUUCCGCAUAAAGGUAUAAGCCUAAUUUUAUAGUAAAACCAAAUUAGGAUAAGCAAAAUGCAAAUAAAAAUGGACUAGUAAGCCAACGUAAGCAAAUAUAGAGUGGUUUAAC